Microbotryum saponariae is the source of this 556-nucleotide messenger RNA. Lineage: Eukaryota; Fungi; Basidiomycota; Microbotryomycetes; Microbotryales; Microbotryaceae. The record is from the annotation of a GenBank genome assembly.
AUGGUUCGCACCCGACAGACCAAGCCCGAGCGCAAGCAGCGAUCCGCCCUGACCGACGUCGUCGCCCGCGAGUACACCAUCCACCUCCAUACCAAGGUUCACGGCCAAGGCUUCAAGCACGUGCGUACAGCGUUCCAUCGACUCGACUACGGCAUCGCUUACCUGGGGGAUACUAAUGCGCGCUCUCGUGUCUCUGCUUCACAGCGUGCCCCUACGGCCGUCAAGGCCGUCAAGGAGUUUGCGCGCAAGGCGAUGGGCACCAAGAAGGUCUUGCUCGACGUCAACCUCAACGCCGCCAUCUGGGGCAAGGGGAUUAAGAACGUGCCGCACCGCAUUCGAGUGCGAUGCCACCGCCGCCGAAAUGACGACGAGGACGCCCCCAAGGACGAGAAGCUCUACACCAUGGUCUCGUUCGUCCCGACCAAGGAUUUCAAGGUGCGUCUCGCAAGGCUCUAGCUGGGGAAUAUAACGCUUUUCUUUGCAGGAACUGACCCCUCCCUCGUGUGCCUCCAAAACUUAGGGUCUGCAAACCUCCGCCGUUGACGCCGACGAGUAA